This is a messenger RNA of Calliphora vicina (urban bluebottle blowfly), 2653 nucleotides long. RefSeq lists its product as uncharacterized. The transcript has 4 exons. The coding region runs from base 68 to 2536 and encodes 822 amino acids. Gene Ontology annotation, cellular component: cytoplasmic vesicle membrane. Lineage: Eukaryota; Metazoa; Arthropoda; Insecta; Diptera; Calliphoridae. The record is from RefSeq and is a predicted model, not a curated record.
AUAACAAAAACCACAACAGAAAUAACACAUAAAGGAUAUUAUUGUCCGUAUCCUGGCUACGCUAAAAAUGAAUUUAUUCUUAGCCACUCUAUGUGUGAUUUUAAUGCAAAUGUCUGAACUUGUAGCAGCUCGAUUUUGUGAAGGUGGUCACAUAUGUUCCUUACCAAGAGAGUGUUGUACACAAGGAUGCUGCCCACCUUAUCAAAGUGGACCACGACAGUUGCCACCUCCGUCUGAACAUGUGUUAAACCUAUUUUUUAUAAGUCAUUGGUUUUUUUGGUGUGUUGUGGUAGCAAUAAUUUUAGCAAUCCUAUGUGCCUAUUCGCUGUGGAAAAAGAGACGCACGCUGUGUGGCUGGGGAUUCAACGAACAUCAUGUACAAUCGGAAGGCGAUUCGGCAGGUUCGUGUUAUGCCCCACCACAAUACAGUCGUUGCAAUUCAUUUCAUCAUCCACCGCCUCCAUAUACCGAGGUUACAUCGAAACCGGACUUGUACCCAUUGGUGUUCACGUGUAAUAGUGAUAAUGGUAAAAACGGUUCCAGUUACCUUAUGGUGCAAUAUUUUCGUAAUUAUAUAGUGCGCCCUGCUGGAUCUUUGUCAGCGGCAAGUACGGUAGAUUCACUUAGUUCUAGUUUUAUAUGCAACAUCAACGAAGCAAAUACUCUGGUACCACCGCCGUAUUCAAGGGCGGCUAGCCCUGAAAUAGGUUUCAGUCCACACUUUCAGCAACAGUACAUGAUGCCGCGCUCGGCAUCGCAGCUGGUAUGUCAAAAUGUUAAUGGCGGCGUUCUAAUGGCUAGUGGCACAAGCGGGAAUGGUAACGGCCAGUUUGAGUUGAAUAGCGGUUCAAACGGAAAUCCGCAAUACAACUACAAUAAUGGACGAAAUGUGAAUUAUGGCCCAGUCAGUAGUCAAAGUAAUUCAUCUGCUAUGGGCCGGUUUAAUGGUGUGGGAAGUACAGGGAACGAAAGGAUGACCCAUUAUAAUGAUAAUUUUAGGGAAUUUGAAAACGAUGUUACCUAUGAUAUUGUUGGAAGUGGCAGUGGUGGUGUUGGUGAUACAGAAGAGCGCACAAAUGGCGAUCAUGACGAUGCAAAUGUGAUAAAUAUUAGUAAUAGUAGCACUGAUUUACGUACGUUACCCAAUAGCAGUGGCUUUGUACAGUCCCAAAGUGAUCAACAGUUUCGUUAUAUAACGAACAGCAACAGCAGCAUUAGUGAUAUUUUUGCCAACAAUAGCUGCGCUGCGGGAAUUGGUGGGAAUGGGAGCAGCAGGCAACAGCAACGCUCAGAAGAUUCGUCUCUGGCCGGGUCAAUUUCUGGUGCAGGUGCCGUCGUUCAUCCCCAAGUUGGUGGUACACCAGUAAUCUACAGUAACGGCUGCAUCAAACCUAAUCCUCUGCAUCGUGUUAGCACUAAUCCUACGCAUUUUCAUGUAGAUUCGUCUACUAGAGAACCGGUUUUUUAUCAAUCGAACAAUUCUUUAGGCGGUAUUUCCGUAACAGUUCCUAGUGGAAUCGAAUUCGAUUCAACAAUGGUUCGCAAUGACAACGAAAUUCGAGACUUGCAAUUCUUACGACGCAGCCUAGAAACUUGCUGUCAGCUACUGCAGCAACAGCAAAAAAUUCCCUCAGGGAGCUUUGCGGUCGGAGAUUCACCAUUGCGCAUGAAUGAUUUGACAAAAAAAUACAUUGACGAUGGACUCUUGCGUAGUUAUGUAACAUCGGGUACCUGUUCAGGCGUUAGCAGUUUAGCUAAUGUGGGAACACCAAGUUCCCCGCCACAGGCCACUAGUCCUACCGGAGAGGUUAAAGAAAUACUCGACCAGAUUCGUCAGCUGCAAGAAGGUGUUAGCAAAUACGAAGAGGAUUUAGUUUUUCGAACAUCGACUAGACCUAUACUCCAUCAUACAAUGUCUUCACCAUCGCCCGCAGCCAAUAAAUCCAAUUCACUGGCCUUAGAAUCGGGAGGGAAACUUCAACGUAUAGCCACCAUGCCUGAACAGCAAACAAUGCCGGAAGCAUCAAAACCCAGCCGUACGGCUACUUCCACUGUUAACAACUCGCUCGCAAACUCUGUACAAUCGAUACCAUCAGCAACGUCAUCAGCUGUUGUAGCUGCUCAAGCAGCCAAAAUGACGAAUAGCAAAUCGUUGCUCAGCAGUAAUAGUGCUGGCAAUGGCAGUGGUUUUUCGUUUACCUCAUCCUCGAAACGACCAUCUACCCUACAACACAGCAAAAAACGCUUUUACACAUCCAAGCCACCCAACAAAGCUUUGUAUAUUCCUAUGACAGCCACAAAUCAGUUGUCAUCAGGCAGUCGUUGUACCAUUCUCAAGAGUCCUGUAACUAGUGUUGUGAAUUCGAAUUUCUUUAUUAAUCGUGCCAGCCGCCCCAGAAAAGGUUGGAUCUCAAGAUCAGCACCUACAACUCCUGCUACACCAUUACCACCCAGCUACAUGGGUGACGACAGUCCGCUGCUAAACGAACACGAUGAAGAUCCGGAGGGCGAACAAAAUGCCGAAAUGGAUAAUUAGACACUUAGAUAAAUUUUAACAAUUUGCACACCCUUUCCAUACACAAGUACGCACAAAACUAAAAUGGGCCUCGAUGUGCAAAUUAACAAUCUUAGAUUCCAGAAUUGUGGUUAUAAA